Venturia canescens is the source of this 7510-nucleotide messenger RNA. It is a transcript of the gene GluRIB, whose product is annotated as Glutamate receptor IB. The coding region runs from base 217 to 3342 and encodes 1041 amino acids. Lineage: Eukaryota; Metazoa; Arthropoda; Insecta; Hymenoptera; Ichneumonidae. The transcript has 20 exons. Gene Ontology annotation, molecular function: transmitter-gated monoatomic ion channel activity involved in regulation of postsynaptic membrane potential; glutamate receptor activity. Gene Ontology annotation, cellular component: plasma membrane; postsynaptic density membrane. The record is from RefSeq and is a predicted model, not a curated record. Gene Ontology annotation, biological process: modulation of chemical synaptic transmission; synaptic transmission, glutamatergic.
GAUGCCGGUUUUGGGACGCAGUUCCUACAUACGGAUCCGGAGUAGUGUAUGUCGAUGGGGGAUGAAUGCUGAGACUCGCACCACCACCAUCAGCCAACCCUCCCCCUCCCUCCGCUCUCGCUCGCUCUCUUUUUCCCUCUUGGUCUCUUUCUCUCCCUCUAUUUCACGCCAGCGAGUACGAAAAGCUAGUUUGUGUCAGACCACGGAGCGCUGAAGAUGCUGCUCCCGGUUCGCGUUCCGGCUGGUGUCUCGACCUCGUCGUACUCGCGCUCUCGCUUGACCUCCGACAUCUUAACGGCGGAUAACAAUAAUUUAUCCUCGGAUUUAUCGUCCCCCGCGUCGUCUCAUCUGUGCUCACAUAUCUCCAGUGUUGUUUAUCGUUCGCUCCUUCGCAUCCUCGAUCUCGUGAUUCUCCCUGCCACGACACCAAUCUCUUCGUCGAAACGUGCGCGAGUCAAUAAACAAGCUCGUGAAUCACUGCGAUCCAAGCUCGAAACCUCGUGCAACAACACCAUGAGCUGUUGCAAAGCAACGUUCUCUCGGCGUUCAUCCCCAUCCUCGAGCAUCAUCGCCCUAUUGACUCUUGGUAUUCUUCUACUCAACUCCGCUAACUACGCCCUCGGAGCAUCCGAAAAAAUAUGGAUAGGUGCUAUUUUCGAGCAAGGCACCGAGGAAGUACAGUCAGCAUUCAAAUACGCCCUAGCAAAUCACAACCAGAACAACACAAGGCGAUUCGAUCUGAUGGCUUACGCUGACGUGAUCAAUACCGCUGACGCUUUCAAGCUGUCCCGACUGAUUUGCACUCAAUUCAGCAGAGGCGUAUUCUCGAUGCUCGGUGCUGUGAGUCCGGACUCGUUCGACACUCUGCACUCGUACAGCAACACUUUUCAGAUGCCAUUCGUCACCCCGUGGUUUCCUGAGAAGGUACUGACGCCUUCCUCCGGUCUCCUCGAUUUCGCCAUCAGCAUGCGUCCGGAUUAUCACCGUGCAAUAAUCGACACCGUUCGUCAUUACGGCUGGAGGAAAAUCAUUUAUCUGUACGACUCCCACGACGGCUUGCUCAGGCUACAGCAAAUUUAUCAAGGACUUCGACCCGGGAACGAGUCCUUUCAAGUGGAAACAGUCAAGAGAAUCCAGAACAUGUCAGAUGCACUGGAUUUCCUGAGGAGCCUCGAGGAACUUAGUCGCUGGAGCAACAAGUACGUCGUCCUGGACUGUCCUACGGAAAUGGCAAAGGACAUCGUCGUAAGUCACGUGAGGGACGUUGCAUUAGGGAAAAGGACGUAUCACUAUCUCCUAAGUGGAUUGAUAAUGGACGAUCGUUGGGAGAGCGAAGUGAUCGAGUACGGUGCCAUCAACAUCACCGGGUUUCGUAUCGUUGACGCCACUCGACGUCACGUCAACGAGUUUCUCAAGGGUUGGCGCCAACUCGAUACACAGAACUGGCCAGGAGCCGGACGUGACUCCAUUUCCGCACAGGCUGCUCUCAUGUACGAUGCAGUUCUCGUACUCAUCGAGGCGUUCAACAAGUUCAUCAAGAAAAAAAUCGGCGGCAACAAUCCUAAAAGAAGUCUCGACUGCAACACCGGCAAUCAGAGCAACGGAUGGGUCACUCCGUGGGAACACGGCGAUAAAAUAUCGAAAUUCCUCAGAAAGAGCGAGAUCGAGGGAUUGACCGGCCAAAUUCGAUUCAACAACGACAGUGGAAGGCACAAUUAUACUCUUCACGUUGUCGAGAUGACAGUCAACAGUGCAAUGGUCAAGGUUGCCGAGUGGACCGAUGAUGCUGGAUUCCAACCAAUCGCUGCGAAAUACGUUCGUUUACCACCCCAGGAUAUUGAGAAGAAUAAAACUUAUAUCGUCACCACAAUCGUGGAGGAGCCUUAUAUAAUGCUGAGAAAACCCGAACCCGGUAAAAUGGUUCUCACCGGAAACGAUCGUUUCGAAGGAUACUGCAAGGAUCUGGCUGAUCUCAUAGCCAAAAAGCUCGGCAUAACAUACGAGCUCAGGAUCGUUCAGGAUGGCAAAUACGGGAGGGAAAACACGGAGAUGCCUGGCGGUUGGGACGGCAUGGUUGGCGAGCUCAUCAGAAAGGAAGCUGACAUUGCAAUCGCCUCGAUGACGAUUACUUCGGAACGCGAGCGCGUUAUCGAUUUCAGCAAACCUUUCAUGUCCCUCGGCAUAAGCAUCAUGAUUAAAAAACCAGUGAAACAGAAACCCGGAGUUUUCAGUUUUCUGAAUCCUCUCAGCAAGGAGAUUUGGGUCUGCGUUAUAUUUUCGUACAUCGGCGUUUCGAUCGUGCUCUUCAUCGUUUCGAGAUUUUCUCCUUACGAGUGGAGAGUAUUGCAAUCAACCGGUAAUGGAGAUUCGUCGAUGGUUGCGCGGAACGAUCCAAGUUUGCAGCAUCCCCAUGGGCCUCAAGGGACAGCCCACCCGCCAAAUCCUUGCAUGGCAAAUGAUUUCAGUAUACUGAACAGCAUGUGGUUCUCAUUGGGAGCGUUCAUGCAGCAGGGUUGUGACAUUUCACCAAGGUCCAUGUCUGGUCGCAUUGUCGGCAGCGUUUGGUGGUUUUUUACCCUCAUACUGAUAUCCUCGUACACGGCGAACUUGGCUGCUUUUCUCACGGUCGAGCGAAUGGUCACUCCGAUUAAUUCGGCGGAGGAUCUUGCGGCUCAAACUGACGUUUUGUACGGGACCAUGCGUCACGGAUCAACGUGGGAGUUUUUCCAAAAAUCACAGAUAAGCUUGUACAACAAAAUGUGGGAAUUCAUGAACUCGAGGCAACACGUUUUCGUUAAUACUUACGACGAAGGCAUCAAAAGAGUCAGAGCCAGCAAAGGAAAAUAUGCUCUUCUUAUCGAAAGUCCGAAAAACGAUUACAUCAAUGCGAGGGAACCGUGCGACACGAUGAAAGUCGGCAGAGACUUGGACGCCAAAGGAUUUGGCGUCGCGACUCCCAUCGGAUCUCCACUCAGGGACAAAAUCAAUUUGGCUGUACUAUCGCUAAAGGAGACAGGGGAAUUGGCGAAUUUGGUUAAUCGCUGGUGGUACGACAGAGCCGAGUGCAGACUCGGUGACAAGCAGGACGCGUCGAGGAACGAGCUCUCACUGAGUAAUGUAGCUGGGAUUUUCUAUAUACUGAUAGGAGGGCUGUUGCUUGCCCUCGCUGUGGCUUUGCUGGAGUUUUGCUACAAAUCGCACACCGAAGCCACCAGAGCGAAGAUACCAUUGUCCGAUGCGAUGAAGGCGAAAGCACGAUUGACGAUUGGUGGUAGCCGAGAUUACGACAACGGCCGGGUAAGUGACCCGGACAAACGUCAGUGGUACGGACUGCAGAGUUAGACGGAGGAUGCAUGCGCCUUUUCCGGGACCAUAUUAUUACGCUCCGGCGAACGCGAUUGGCAAUGCCGAGGGCGACCAAGUCCACAGCAAUACUCACACACAAGUGUAAAUCCGUGGCUGUGGGCCGGUCAGGACGAGACGCCAGGGGCAUCGCCAUCAUUCUCGUUACCGACGCCACCGCCGCCACCGAAGUCGGCACCGCCUCCACCGCCGCCGAGGCCGCCGCGUCGUAGCGUUACUUUUGCCGAUUCCCCGUUGAAAACGCCCCCUCGACAUCAGCAACAGAGAAGGCGUUCGUCCUCGACAAUCGCGACUCUCGACGUAGCCGUACCUUGGUCGCCACCGACUCCCGGACAUUGGCCAGAACGUACAAAAGCCGAGUACAUCACGUAACGUCAAGAGCUCGACGUUAUUACGUCGAGCCUUGCAUCUAUACCGGAAGUCAACGACGAGGAGCCGGACGAGCAGGAAGUUGUGGAUGAGGACGAAGAAGAGAUAAUUUGGGAGCCUCUUAAUCCACGCGACACUGCCCUCGAUACGUCUAUUUUCGUAUAGAAUAAUCGAGUGUCCGAUCCUCCUGUGUGUGUGUGUGUCCGACUUCGAGUGAGAAGCCAUAAUAAUUAUGAACAUUCCACUCAAUGCGCGCUUACGGUGGCGUCGAGGGUAUCGCAACACCAGGAAAAUCGUAUCCGUGCAGCUUUCACAAUAUUCCAACAAACGAGUCGAUCCCAUCCAGUUGUUUAUCGAUAUUUUUCAUGUUAUUUCAUAGACCUUUCAAGCGGACGGUUUUCAAUCACGGUUUUUCGUGACACUUCGUACGAGAUCGUAGCGAAUGAUCAUAUCACGAGAAGAAUAAUUGUACAGAACGGAGGCGUCCGAUUUGAAAUAUUAUACCAAAAUCAUUUCGUGAAAAAUCCCUCGAAUAAUAGAGUCAGAAACAGGUUUUUUUGGUCAAUCGAUAGGUGGAAAACGUUCCGUGAAAGCAGCACCGAGACGAGUGUCCAGGGGGCAGUAAAGGAGAGGAAAAGUGAAAUAAGUGUUUGUUUAUACGAUGUAAAUAGUUGUACUAAGAUCAAAUGAGAAUCAAAAGUAAUUUUGAACGAUAAUAAGAAGAGGGACGUCGACGAAGGUCCUGAGAUAAGGGUGCAUGCGCAACCAGCGAACUUCAGAUAACUCAACUGCCAAAAAACCAAAUAUAAUGUUACUCUGAGAAUUGUAAACUGAGAUAAAAAGUCGAUAAACAGCACGAAGAAUCGACGGAGAAGAAGGCGAGGAAAAUACUAUAGUAAAAAGGAGUAAAAAACCCAAAGAAAAGCAACGGAUCGCGUACCACUGAGACAGAGACUCUUAAAGUAAACGCGAAAAUUUAUGGUAUACUAAAUAUAAAUAUAUAUUGAAAUAUAUAUACGAUGAAGGUGCAUUUUUGGUGCAUAAGAGAAAGAGAGAGAGAGAGAGAGAGAGAGAGAGAGAGAUAAAGUGCAGUGAUUCAACGAGUCAUGAAUCUGCGCUCGUAAGAUCGUGUAGUUGUGAAAUGUAAUUUUGAAACUAUUAAAAAUGAAAAAAUACUAAUAAAUGUUAAGCGAGAAAGUAAGGUAUGAUUGAGUCGGAUCGAGAAACGUUGUUGAAUGAAAACUGAAUUGUAAUUUAUUGAUUUCAUUUGAACAACGCGACGCCAACUGAAAUCAAAAUCGCGAUGCCAGCUCUGAAAACAUGAGAAACAAUACGAUCGCGAUGCAAUUAUCAUCGUUUGACUAUAACAUUGCAAUGUGCUUCCUGAUUAAAUCGUCUCACUUAAUUGUAAGAUGGAUGAGUAAUUUGUGUCAAAAAGCAAAAACCGCUGUUCCACCCCUCAACUGCGUCGAGUGUUCGAAUUCGCUAUUUUCCUUUUCUACAACGUUGCAUUUGUAAAUUAUUAGUGGGCGAAUGGAUGAGCGUAUGGAGUGUUGAGACGAAACGAACCGUCAUUUUGAACUAGUCGAACAACUGCCAUCAUAAAGCGAAUCAACAAAAUGGCAAAUCGUUGUGCCAAAUUGUGAAUCAUGUGCCAUUCAAUCAUUUACAGAUACCCUCGUACAGAAAAGUACUCGAGAAUAAUGAUUCUCCGUCUUUUUCAAUAUUUUAAUACCGUUUUCCUUUUAAAUAGUCGUUACUGUUGCAUUAUUUGUGUCUUUACGUUGAACAAAUAACUCACAAAACUCGAAUCGAAAUUGAAGGAUCUCAGAGUUCCAGAAUUUGGAACACUAUCAAUAAAACACUAUCGUGAUCGAAAGACAAAAGAUUCGAUUUUUCUGAGUCGAAGAAAAACUAAAAAUAUUUGCCGAUGCUAAAAAACAAACGUACUUAUAAAUAAAUGUGUGUGGGUGUGCGUGUGUGCGAGAGAGAGAAUAGGUAUGUUCGGACGUGAGAAUAAUGAUUGUAUCAGAAAGUCGCGAAUCUCUUUCCAAAGAUAAAGAAAUAUAAAACAAAAAAAGAAACUGAAAACACACGACAAAAUGUAAGUAUUAAAACGACACACGAAAACAACAGCAGGAAAAUUUUGUACGCGGCGGUGUUAAAUACCGAUCUAUCAUAUCGUUAAAUUUUUUCUUAUAACGCGGUCAAUGAAGUAACAAAAUGAAUACUACUGAUAAAUACAAUAAAUAAGAAUCCAAUGAAUAACGAAGAAGCAAAAAAAAUAAUAACAAUAAGAAUAAUAAUUAAUUGAAAAAUCUAAAAAACCAAUAAAAUAAAACGUCGCAAUGAUCCAUUGAAUAUGGAUGCAUGUUGAGGUGGUUCGAAUAAAUAAUUUUACAAUUUCCACCUCUCCAUAUACUGUUUUAUACCUUAUCAUUAAAAUCUCGACGUUCCGUGUCCAUUGUUUCGUUUUUCUCGCCCAUGAAGUAUGUUUAAUAUUCACAGAUAAAGAUGGAAAUUGUCGGAAUUUAUGAUUUUAACCACCCCGGUGUGUGUGCAUAAUAUAUAUAUAUAUAAAGUCGUUGGCAAGGCGAGAUUACCCAUCCGCAGAUUAAUAUUACAUUGAUAACGAGAUGUUGAACCCAGUGUGAUUAAACUAUUACAAGCGUACACUUAAACACGUAAAGGAUUUAAAAACAGAAAAGACGGGAAGGGAGCGAGGAAGAAAAAUGAGUGAAAGGUCAAACAACUGGAGAGAGAGAGAGAGAGAGAGAGAGAGAGAGAGAGAGAGAGAAACGAUUUGAUUGACUUUCCAUCAAAUAUUUGCAUUGAAUUUUUAUCGGUGACACUUUCCCCUGCGCGGGUCUUAAAUAGGCUGGAAUAAAAAGUUUUAUUUUUCUUCUCGCAUGAAUUGACAUUGAAACAAGAAAACUCGUGAAUAACCAUGCCCGUUGUGGACUCGCACGGAGUAGUGCUCCUUUCAAUCAAACGAAGUUUUCUUCAAAACAGAACAAUAAAACUAGUCCAUUGAGCAUUCCGAAAUUGUGAUGAGGUUUGAGACUAAAACAAAUAUCGAAAGCCAUUUGAAAUAACUACCGAAUUUACAAAAAGCUUUAUUUACGAUUAUCGAUGUAUAUUGUUGGCAAAGAUUUCUGUCUAACCCAUCGAACGUCGGAGAAUGAAAUUUUUAUGUGCCGACCGAAGUUUCAAAUCGAAAUGUGAGGAAGACCAAUCAAAUUAUUGCUUCAAUCAAAAUGGUUUUUUAUCGGUAAGCAUCCUAAUGAGGAUCCAGUGAAAAGCAAACGGACGAGGAGCUACGAGAACGCGUGAAAAUCGUAUUAAAAAUGUGAAUCAUAAAUUUUAUAUGUAAAUUAUUGAGGCAAGCUUUCGAGCUCGAAAAAACACGAAUGAAAAGGACGAUUUUGAUUUUAUUUAUUUUCGAAAGGAUCGUUGAUUUUUCAAUCGAGUGAAUUCGCAGCUCGGAGUGAACUCUUAAAUAACAAAAUCCACCGAUCCUCCCCCCUUUUUCCUCAUCCUCUGUACGAUAUGUUAUUUCGCGAUUCCACAAAUACGAAGAAAAAAACGAACGACUAGGAUGUAAAAUUGUUGUAAAACCAAUCAAAUUUGCAUAAAAUAGACGAUCGUUUAUUUACAUUAAAGAGAACAAAUGAAAAACAAGAAACGAGAGGAAGAAGGAAAAAUAAAUAAAGAAAACAAACUGUGUACAUUGAUAUACCGUAUUAAUAAAUCAUCCGAACUUUAUAUAACGAUGGAA